AUGUCUUCAGAGCAUCCUAAAGAGGAAUCAAAUUCACCUCAAAUUCCACCCACAAAAUUAGAAGAUGUUCCACCGUCUAUCUUGGCAAUUUCAAACCUUCGACUCCCGUCACCACCACCAAUUCUCAACAACGGAAAGUCAGGUAAGCCAUCAGUUUUAUCAUCACCUCCUGUGCAAACGUCAGUAGUUGAAAAAGAUUUUGAUCCAAGAUCUUCCACAGAACCAAACAGUCUUUCCCCUAAAUCUCAAUUUCCAGCCACAGUUACAGAACAAUUCGUAUAUAAGAAUGGAUCUGAGACAAGUUUGGACUAUUUGUUAUUUCCACCAAAAGAUAAUGCCCAUCAUAAAGCUCCAUCCGUUCAUGCCCAUUUCUCUGAAGAAACUCCUAGACCAGUCAAAUUAUUGAAUAGGUCAAGAAGUGGUUCUGGUUCUAGCAACACUCGUGCUUCUCCUGGUUUGAUAUCUGGAGAUGCAAGUAGAAGUCAAGAGAAUAUGUCUGCAAAGUCUGUGGGCUCAGCUAGUUCACUCGUGUCGUCUGGAAAACCAAGUGCUUCGGGCACGCCAUUGCCUGUUUUGGGUCCAAACGAACAAAAUGCCAAUAUAGAUCCUCGUCUUGCUCAAGAUGAUGGAAAGAUUCAUGUUUUACUUGGAGUUUGUGGUGCUUUGUCUGCUGUCAAAAUUAAACUAAUUAUCAGUAAAUUAUAUGAAAUAUAUGGUAUUGAUAAAAUAUCUAUUCAAUUAAUAUUGACAAAAGCAAGUGAGAAUUUUAUUUCUCAAGAAAUGUUAGCUAUUUUAGAAACAGUGAAACGAGUCCGUAUUUGGAGAGAUGAAGAUGAAUGGACCUGGAAGACUAGGCAGGAUCCAGUUUUACAUAUUGAAUUACGACGUUGGGCAGAUAUUUUGGUUAUUUGCCCCUUGACUGCCAACACACUUUCUAAGAUAUCAUUAGGUAUUUGUGACAAUUUAUUAACAAACGUGAUACGAGCCUGGAAUACAUCUUUCCCAAUAUUGCUAGCUCCAGCAAUGGUUAGUUACUCAUAUAACGCGAUAACAACAAAGAGACAAUUGAAAUUGAUUGCUGAAGAAAUGCCCUGGAUAGAGAUAUUAAAACCGCUGGAGAAAGUUGUUGGUAGUUAUGGAGAUAUUGGGAUGGGUGGAAUGAUGGACUGGAACGAAAUUGUAAACCGAAUAGUAAUGAAACUAGGCGGCUAUCCAGAAGAUGAAGAAGAGGAGGAAGAAGAGGAGGGGGAAGAUAACAGCAAAGAGAACAACGAUGAAGCUAUCAUUGAUGACGACGAAGAUGAGGAUGAUGAAGAUGAUGACGAGGAUGACGAAGGUGACGAUGACGAAGAUGUUGACGAUGAAGAAGAAGACGAGAUAGAAGAUGAAAACGAAGAGGCAGCACCCACAAAUCUGGUAGUGAAGGAGACUCCCAAGGAUGAUGGAAGUGUCCAAGGUAAUGAGGGGAUUAGACAAUGA
Messenger RNA from Hemisphaericaspora subhashii, 1479 nucleotides. Its product is annotated as phosphopantothenoylcysteine decarboxylase complex subunit. Gene Ontology annotation, molecular function: phosphopantothenoylcysteine decarboxylase activity; FMN binding. Gene Ontology annotation, biological process: coenzyme A biosynthetic process. Lineage: Eukaryota; Fungi; Ascomycota; Pichiomycetes; Serinales; Debaryomycetaceae. The transcript has a single exon. Bases 1 to 1479 code for a protein of 492 amino acids. The record is from RefSeq and is a predicted model, not a curated record. Gene Ontology annotation, cellular component: phosphopantothenoylcysteine decarboxylase complex.